CCCAGCGGACCACGGAAUCCGGAGAACUGUGCACUCUCUCUCCGGCUCCCUGCCGCGGAGAUAUCUAUCGGAGAAUCUGCCUGCAAGACAAAUCAAGGAGUCGCUCCUGCUCAGAGAAUUCUUAGGAUCAUUUAGCGAUCGCAGCUCUUCGGAAUCAUAAGGGCAAAGGCGCAGACGGGGGGAUGGGAAACCGCUUGGGACUGAAAGGCCCGGCUGGGUGGAGGCGAAUGCCAUUUCUCCUUCUCCUGUCUUUGUUCAGCCGGGCGCUGUCGGAGCAAAUCCGCUACACUAUACCCGAGGAGCUGGCUAGGGGCUCGCUGGUGGGGAACCUCGCCAAGGAUCUGGGGCUUGGUGUGCGAGAUUUGCCUGCUUGGAACCUGCCGGUUAGUGCAGAGAAGAAAUUCUUUACAAUGAGCACGGAGAAUGGGGACUUACUUGUGAGCGAUCGUAUAGACCGAGAACAGAUUUGUGGCAAGAAGUCGACGUGUGUUCUGGAAUUGGAAAUGGUCUCUGAAAAGCCUUUGAACUUUUUUCAUAUAAAUGUGGAGAUUCAGGAUGUAAACGACAAUCCACCGACCUUUAGCCAAAAUAUCACUGAGCUGGAAAUCAGUGAACUGGCCCCAACUGGAGCCACGUUUGCCCUGGAAUCCGCGCAAGAUUCAGAUGUAGGUGUCAAUUCCCUGCAGCAGUACUACCUCAGCCCUGACCCACACUUCUCUUUGAUCCAGAAGGAGAACCCAGAUGGCAGUAGGUACCCAGAACUGGUAGUGAAGGCUCUCCUGGACAGGGAAGAGCAGUCCUGCCACGACCUGGUCCUCACCGCUGUGGAUGGGGGCCAGCCGGCCAGAAGCUGUACUACCCAGAUCAGGGUAAUUGUGGCAGAUGCAAAUGAUAACCCCCCAGUGUUCACCCAGGAUAUGUACAGGGUCAGUGUGCCAGAGAACCUGCCAGUGGGCUCCUCUGUGCUAAGAGUGAUCGCCACUGACUCUGAUGAGGGCGUCAAUGCUGAGAUCACCUAUGCUUUCAUCAACAUCGGUAAGGCAGUGAGACAACUGUUCAAGCUGGACAGUAAGACUGGUGAACUCACCACUGGCAAACGACUGGACUUUGAGGAGAGCGAGAGCUACACAAUUGGGGUGGAAGCAAAGGACGGUGGACGUCACACUGCCCAUUGUAAGGUACAAAUAGAUAUUUUGGAUGAAAAUGACAAUGCUCCUGAAAUAACCCUGGAUUCUGAAUCUAAACAUAUACAAGAAGAUGCUGAGCCAGGGACUGUUGUUGCUCUGAUCAAAACACGUGAUCUAGAUUCUGGAUUUAAUGGGGAAAUCCAAUGCCGACUAAAUGGAAAGUUCCCAUUUAAAAUAGUUCAAGACACAAAAAAUACAUACAAGUUGGUGACAGAUGGAGCCCUAGAUAGAGAGCAGACUCCAGAGUACAAUGUCACCAUCACAGCCACCGACAGGGGCAAGCCGCCUCUCUCCUCCAACAGAAGUGUCAUCUUGAACAUCGCUGAUGUCAACGACAACUCUCCAGUUUUCCAACAGGCCUCUUACGUGGUCCACGUGGCUGAAAACAACCCUCCCGGAGUCUCCAUCGCCCAAGUCAGGGCCUCGGAUCCCGACCUGGGACCCAACGGCCGCGUCUCCUACUCCAUCGUGGGAGAGAAAAGCAGCGAGAUCCUGCUUGCCGUGCACGCGCCUGAAGCACAAAGCACAGAUAGUUCGCAACGAACCGUCUCCGAGACUGUGAGGAAACUGGGCAGAGGAGCUCUGAUCCCCAACUGUCAGAUUCCAGGACGGAAGAUCUGA
Messenger RNA from Equus quagga, 1808 nucleotides. Its product is annotated as protocadherin gamma-B3-like. Gene Ontology annotation, molecular function: calcium ion binding. NCBI's taxonomy places the organism in Eukaryota, Metazoa, Chordata, Mammalia, Perissodactyla, Equidae. Gene Ontology annotation, cellular component: plasma membrane. The record is from RefSeq and is a predicted model, not a curated record. Gene Ontology annotation, biological process: homophilic cell-cell adhesion. The coding region runs from base 183 to 1808 and encodes 541 amino acids. The transcript has 2 exons.